AGAAGGAGACUCCAUCACACUCCUUGGUAGCAAAUUCCACUGCCAAACAGCUCUUACUGUCAGGAAGUUCUUCCUAAUGUUUAGGUGGAAUCUUCUUUCUUGUAGUUUGAAUCCAUUGCUCCGUGUCCGCUUCUCUGGAGCAGCAGAAAACAAUCUUUCUUAACUUUAAGGAGUGCAGAACUGAGUUUGUUCACCAGAAGCAUUUCCCCUUUGAAAGAUUUUUAUCUUAAAUCCACAUAUUGCCAUCUUUUAAAAAAAUAAGCUUUGAGAAUUUUAAAAGCUACUGGGGGUAGGGGAUUCUUAAAAUACCUUCUGGUGGGAAGCAAAAAAAUCCAUGUGCUGGUCAUAUUCCUCUAAAUUUCUGCACACCUCUCUUUUGGAAGACUAUAAAUAUUGGUCGAUUCUGGUUUAAGACUUUUAAAUCUAGGAUCAAAGCAUUACAGUGAAUUUUAGUUUGCACUCCCAGACGCAAUACUGGCUCAUGCCAUGUCCUUAAAAUUUUUUUCAAGGCCAGAAGAUCCCGUUUAUCUAGAAACUUGUUUUAUUGCUGAAUUGUUUCAUGCAAUUAGAAAGCAUUCCUUGAUAUCCAGACUAAAUUUGUCUCGUUUCAACUUUAACAUUACUACUUGUUUUCCUUCAAGGACUCCGAUAACUGGCUGUUUCUACCCUUUCCACUGCUUUUUAGCAGCCUUUUGAAAAGUGCCUUAAUGCUCCUCCUUGAUCUCCUUUCUAAGCCGUUCUCAAAUAAUGGCAUCGUUUACCACUAACCUAAAAUCUGCUACAUAGCACAUCCAGAACUAUGCAGUGCCCUCAAUGUAGCUGGAGGAAUGUUGCCAGGUUUUUGCAGUGAAUUUCCGUCUCCAGUGCAAGCAGACAUGGUCAGAGACCACAUUUAGAAACUGGGUACUGAGCAAGGAAGUAAACAGCAAUGCCCCCUUUCCUAAGCCAAUCAAAGGGGGCACACAAAAUGUGGACCAGGGAAGCACUCUCCCAGAAUAGACUUCCUGCAUCCUUUCUGGCUGGAGUUCCGUGACUGAAGCUUUCCAUGCUUUCUGCAACGUGAAAAAUAGACCAUAUUUAGACAAUCUUCUUUAUAAAAUAAACAUCACAAUGUGGCAUCAAGCCUCCGAUGAAGGAGAAUCCAGCACCUUCUGCACAGGAAGCUCUUCCUAUUGUUUGGUUAAAACAUUGUGUUUUAAGAAGUUUACACUUGGGAGAGGCAUUUAAUUUAAACUGCCUUUGGGUUACAGUGACAUUCUCUUUGAACGUGUAUCAAAUGAAGAAAUUUGACUUGUAAAAUGUAGGCUUAAGUGGCAGCCUAAGUAGAAGCUUGGUUGGUAUCUAAUUCUCUUUCACCUAAGCAAUACUUGCUUCAAAAUGUCCCAUUAAAUCCUAGCAAAUAUGCUUAGGAUUGCAACCUUCAGCUCCUUAAAAUAAUUUUAAAUUGUACCUGACGAAAAAGUACAUAAAACACAGAGGAAAUUAUUGUCAAAGUAUUGGAUAUCUCACUGCCUGGCUCCACCCUGCCCUCCAACCCCAAUUUUUAGUUUUAAGGCAUUGAUCUGCUAUGGAGGAAGCAACGGAUUGAAUUUUAUUGGCUCAGGAUUUAUAUAAUGACUGGUUAUGGAUGCACUACCUCGUGGGAUGAUGCGCUUGCAUCUGUAUAAACAACUAGGAAAGUUUAGGUUCAAGGUUUGGAGUGUGGCAAAACAAACCACAUCCUGAAAUAAGAGCAGUGGAGGGAGAAAUCCCUUUUGUUUCUUUCAAGGCAGAGAACAAGCAAAGAGUAAAACCCUUAGAUACUAAAAUAUCCCCUUUAUAACUAUUUUUUUUAAAAAAACAAGUUUCUAUGACUAUUUCAAAUGUACCAAUUUACUGAAUACACAAUAGAAAGACAAUAAUUAUUUCUCUUGAUGUGUUUCUGGGUGAAGUGCAGGUGGCAGCUUAACUAAUGGUAACAAAGACAUAACUUUUUAAAAACAAACAAACAAACAACGCAUUGUCAUAGUUGAUGGGAGAUUAAUUUGGAGUUGCAAAAAGCUUAUAAGCACAAUUAAAUUGAAACAGUGAGAAAAUUAAAAGAGGAAUUUGGCUUCUGCUCCAGCCAUUUCAAAACUCCUUUCAGGGGAAAAAAAAAGUUGCUUGCGCUCUAAGCAAAGAGCUGCUGCCGAUUUCUUUUUCAAUUGUGCAGCGACAACUCUGCUUCCAGUAAGGGCAGAAUCUGACAUGGCCACUUCUGUGCAGUCUUCAGCUCCUCCUCCUUCCCCGUCUUGCCUUCAAACACUCAAUACAUUUAGAGACUGAUCUUGUGCAGAAAAUAUCCCUGACAUUUGAAGAGCUCCAGGGAUUCACUGAGCAUGCUCAGUCAUCUCCGUCUGCUAGAAAGAGGAAGCCAGUUUACAUAGGAGUCAUACCAAGCAUAGCCUGCAUGUCAGUGCAGUUAACUUGCAGCGGGCUGUGAGGAGAAUUAGCAUGUCUUUGUCCUAGGAAGUCUUUGCCAUUCCAGUUUCCCCCUCCCCCGCCCGAAAUUUGGCGUCAGAUCUGUAAGCAAUUUUUAAUUGCAAUUGGACACAAUACAUUUCAAACUCUGUCUUCGUUUCUGAAGCCUUUGAGGGGGAUUUCCCCCCCCCCUGCCUUCCUUUUUUUAACUCGGUUGUGUGUGGGUUUUUUUUAAUAUAAAAAAAAUACUUUGUUUUGAUUAGUCGGAGGCUGGGCCUUGAGCUUGUGGAACUCGGGAAAGAGCCAGGAGCUACUCGCAACAGCAUUUCCCCCGUGUUCUCGCCGCUGAUUUCUUUGGGGGGGUUUCAGGGCGGAAGCAAGCAAGCUGGUCUUCUUUGCUAGCCCACUAAAUGCUAUUUAUGAAGAUGGACCUGUUGAACUACCAGUACUUGGACAAGAUGAACAACAAUAUUGGCAUUCUCCGCCAAUAUGAAGGUGAAGCUGCUCUAAGAGGAGAACCCAGAAUGCAGUCCCUCCCAGUAUCAGCGGCUGUAACCAACCAUAGGACAGGGCCACCCCCGAUCAGUCCUUGCAAGAGGAGGUUCAGCAUGGACCAAGGAGACGAUGACCUAGACUGUGAAAAUGAACACGUCUCUAAAAUGAGUCGAAUGUUCAGUCCUCACCUAAUGAAGGCUGCCAAUGGGGAUUAUCGAAAAGAGCACAGAGACAGAAGUCGCAGUCCAAUAGAACGGGCUGCUGCACCAACAAUGAGUCUUCACCCCAACCACAUAUAUGCCUCAAUCCCAAGCUUACCCAUGGAUCAACCUCUAGCACUGACCAAAAACAGCAUGGAUGCUACCCGAUCUGUUAGCAUCACUCCUACAAUGACGUCAGUGGAACGGCAGCAGAACCGUCCAUCUGUAAUCACAUGUGCCUCUGCAAUCAAUCGUAACUGUAAUCUAUCUCAUUGUCCGAUCGCGCACAGUGGAUGUGGAACUGCCAUGCCAGCCAGUUACCGGAGACCAUCUAGCACUACCACUGCCUGUGAUCCGGUGGUGGAAGAGCACUUCCGCAGGAGCCUUGGCAAAAAUUACAAGGAGCCAGAGCCAGUGACAAACUCUGUAUCCAUCACUGGAUCAGUCGAUGACCACUUUACCAAAGCACUUGGAGAAACGUGGCUUCAGAUCAAAGCUGCAAAGGACGGCGUGUCCAGUAGUCCUGAAUCUGCCUCUAGAAGGGGGCAGUCGUCUUCUCCUCCUUCCUCCCACAUGGUCAAUCAUAAUCAUUCCCCUUCUGUAGUCUCAUGAAGAGAGGACCACAGUUUCUUCAUCUGAAACAUCAGUUUGCAUGGUUUGACUGAGCUUGGAGCAGUGCUCAAAAAUUGAAAUAGUGUUUGGGAGGGAGGAUAUGAGAGAUUAGUUUUCAAACACAUUUUGUGUUUAUUUGCUUGGGGUUUUUUUUUAUACGUGUGCCCUUUUAAGAUGAUAGCAGGAACUAUUUGACUAAGAAAUAAAUUUUAUGAUGUAGCACUCUUUUAUUUUUUCCUGCCUCAGUUACCAAAGAAACCUCUGAUACAAAUCUGCUGCCCCCUUAAAAAUAAACAAACAAACAAACCACAGAAUGAAGUUAAUGGGCAAAAAUAAAGUAAUAACUUUUUUUAAAAGCCAUUCUGUACAGUUGGUUGACCCAAAUGCUGUGUGCUUUGGUUAGCUUCUUGAGAGUAGAAUUUUGUCUGGGUUUUGCUUCCAUUGCUUUUGUUUCCCUUGUGAAGUAACUUUGUAUGUAUAUACUUGAAAAGAACUGUCAUGUAUGAUUUGCACUAUUGGAGGAGGUCUAGAGUUGCAUAGCAACUUCGUGCACGAUGCUUAUAUUCUGAGGGCAAACUGCUUUGAAAAAAAAAGUCUAAAGAUGAUGUUUCUGUCUCUCUUUAAAGCAAGAAAGCAAAAUUUGCUUAGGAAGGGGAAGUCUCAUACAGGUUAUAGGUCUUUCUCUCUAUUAGAUUUCAGAUGCUUAACGCUUGCAACUGGACUGCAUAAUUGACCGAUUCAUGGGCAUUUUAAAUGUUUCUUAACACUGCAGUUUGUAAGAAUAGAGCUGAGGUCAGAGGGUUCAAUAGUGCUUAAAGAUGCAUGUUUUAUGAAAAAAAUAGCUGGUAUCUAUUAAUGUAUAGACAGUAAGAAAUAUAAUACUUAUUAGCCUUCAUUGAGAACUAGUUUUAUUUUUAUUUUUCAGUAACAGUCCUAGAUAGACUUACUGCUGGUACAGUUGUACUCUGAUAUUUGUAUUUGAUAUUCACUUUAGUAGCAGCCAGCAACCAUGGACAGCCUCAGGUCAGGCCUCAAAUUAAGCAGUUUAUAGUAUAUAUAUACAAUGCUGUGGGGUACAUGAUUCUAUAGUUUCAUUCAUUACUGAACAAUUUUAAAUCAUCAUCUGCUUCAUACACAGUUAGUUACGAAAAUCUAAAGAACAUCUAUGAAAGCUACCAGUUGGAGAAAACUGCUAUCUUGCUAAAUAUUUUUACCAGGACAAGAUUGCCUUUCACAAUCUUAUUUUUUGAGGCUGCUUAUAAACCUAGGCCAAGGCACCAGUACAUUCCUCCAUUUAAAAAGAAAAAGAAAACACUGUUAUAAAUGUGUUACUUGCAUUUAUUUCAUUUGCUAUAUUAAUAGCCACUAACUAGGUAAUAGAGGCAGGCAUAAAGAACAGACUUGUGUUAGUAGUAAUGAGCUUCUCAGCUUUUUGUUAAAUGCAGCGGCCCACCCACUCCUUAGCCACACCCACACAUUCCACCAAUCCCUAGUACGGGGGCUUUUUAUAUUGGGUUACCUGACAAGACUGGCUGUAUUGAGAGUUUAUGAAUAGGUGAAAGACGGAACUGCAUGUGAUGUAUUCUGGGCUGUGUUACAGUAUUGGGUCCAUACUGGCUUUUACAUUUGUUUAAAAUAGUAAAGCUAUUCAAUAUGAAAAAGGCAUAGGUGGUCAAGACCCAUAAGAUAACCUGUUUUGUUUCUGUUGUUCCAUAUUAAGUGUGGCUGCCUAUUAUUAUUAUUAUUAUUAUUAUUAUUUUGAAAAAGCAGGAAAAGGACCGUUGCCACCCAUUUCACUAUCUUCAUACUGGGUAUUCAAUGCUCUAUCUGCUUUGGCAUUUGGUACCCUACUCCCCGUAAGGAAAUUGGAGAAAAAAAAGAACACACUUUUUUAUAUAGGUAACUUUAAGACCAUCAUUACGCUGUGCGUAAAGAAUGUACAGAGAAAUUUGUAGGUAUUUUUUGAGGAACAAUUAAUUUGUUAAUGAUAUGUAGCUAUUUAAUUUUUCCCUUUCCUUUACUGUAAUCAUUCUCUCUUUUUUUUGUCUGGAGAAAAAAGUUGAUCUUUUUUUUGUUUGUAGAUGUCUGUAAUACAGUAAAAGUGCAGGAACACAGUUAUUCUAUGAGAACACUGCAUUAGCAAUUAAUAGCCACUAGUGUGUUAUUGCUACAGGCUACUGAGCGGUCUAACAGGAAAGUACUAAUGACUGUAGAUGGACUCUGGGACAUGUAACUCCUUUGACAUUUCGUUUAAGCACAAUAUUACAGUAUCAAGUUUACCUAUCUGUGAUAGGUAAAUGGAUUUGUGGUGGGGCAAAGAUUGGCGCCUCAUCUUAAAUACACAAUACUUGGAAGUAAACGUUGCUGAUUUUGGUGGAGCAUACGUCCAAGUAACUGUGUUUAGGAUUAUAGGCUCAGUGAGAUGUGUUGUCUUCUGUAUAAUCAUUUGGAAAUAAAGACUCUAUGGGAAACAUAAUUACUCUGAGAAAGCCAAAGGGGUUGGGGUGGAAAGAGGCAGAGGGAGAGUAAUCUCACUGUUACAUGAAGUUUUUUUCACAGAGCCACAUUAUCUACAGUUCAGCUUGAACAAUGCUCUCCGUGUUUGUAAAUCUGUAAUAUAUCAUUCUUUUGUGGCCUUGUUUCACCUGGAGAUUUUAAAAAAAGGUUUGGCAGGCCAUCUUUUUUGUACUUAAAAGUAGCCUUAAUGAACAAUAAAGUGCUCUUAAAUCUCA
Molecule: messenger RNA, 6478 nt
Organism: Zootoca vivipara (common lizard)
Lineage: Eukaryota; Metazoa; Chordata; Lepidosauria; Squamata; Lacertidae
Gene: VGLL4
Product: vestigial like family member 4
Biological process (GO): negative regulation of DNA-templated transcription
Molecular function (GO): transcription coactivator binding
Source: RefSeq, a predicted model, not a curated record